Molecule: messenger RNA, 6317 nt
Organism: Leucoraja erinaceus (little skate)
Lineage: Eukaryota; Metazoa; Chordata; Chondrichthyes; Rajiformes; Rajidae
Product: protein phosphatase 1M-like
Exons: 10
Coding region: 1034-2419 (461 amino acids)
Biological process (GO): protein dephosphorylation
Molecular function (GO): protein serine/threonine phosphatase activity
Source: RefSeq, a predicted model, not a curated record
CAUCACUUGUAACAGUCACUGCAAAUGUACUUAAGUAGCAGUAAUAUAUUUAGCAGGAAUGCAAAAGUAAAUGCAAAUCCAUCUGCUUCAUUUUCAAAAGGAAAUUUUGGAUUUUAAAAAACCCACUUCCUUCUGAAACAGCAAUCGCAGUAAUCAAUGGGACCUGUAUAUUUUCACAAAUGAUUUUCCUAAGAGAGGUUGGUUUUGUUUUCAAAUGAAUUCAAAUUCAAUGGUUGGGAACAAGAUAUGCGAGCCUGAAAACUAACAUCCAGGUUCGGGACAGACACAAAAAGCUGGAGUCGAUACCCUUCUUCAGUCCCGAAAUGUCACCCAUUCCUUCUCUCCAUAGAUGCUGUUUGUCCCGCUGAGUUACUCCAACUUUUUGUGUCUUUCUUCGGUUCAAACCAGCAUCUGUAGUUCCUACAAACAACUGUCUGGAGAAGGGUUUCGGCCCGAAACGUUGCCUUUUUCCUUCGCUCCAUAGAUGCUGCUGCACCCGCUGAGUUCCUCCAGCUUUUUUGUGUACCUUCUGUAGUUCCUACAUCAGGCUCAGGAGCAGCUUCUUCCCUACAGCCAUCAGGCUAUUAAAAUAAGCUCUGAACUACAUAGACUUGGGAGCAUUAAUUUUGUCUUUUUGCACCAUUGUUUUUUUAUGUGUGUAUGUAUAUUUAUUUCUACGCUGGAGGCAAGUAUUUUUGAGUAUGACUGUGGAGAGAGGAUUAUUUCUUCAACCUUGUCCAUUGGUCUAUUGAGUUGGAUCAUCUAUGGUAAUUGGACAGCCAGUUUACGUAAUUCAGGUUCAAAGUUAACACAGCAACUGCAGAUUUUUCAACACUAGUUAUCAACAGCAGUGGGACGCAGAAACUUCCUCUUAAUUUUGCGGAUCCGUUGAGCACUCAUUACACAGCCCCGGAUUUUGUUUUGUUCUUGACGCUCUCUUCGCCCCACCAGCCUGGACUGGGAUUGGAGGGGGAGAAGGAAACCAAGGCGAGACUUCGAUUCACUCGCAGCCGCGGGGAACCACGGCGACGGCAUGUUCAAGAGGUUGAGGGUCCGGAGCCCGUUGGUGAAGAGAAGCCCUGCUCCUGUCUGUGAGGAGCCGCCGGAGAACGUGUACCACCGACCCCACUUCCUGCACCAGAGCCCCGGGGAAACGAGCCAGAACUCGGAUCAAAUGACCAGACCCGUCUUAUUCCCUCCCAGGAACAAAAAUUUGCCCUGGUGUACGGGAUAUGCAGAGGUGAUAAACGCUGGCAAAAGUCUAUCCAAUGAGGAUCAAGCGACCUGUAGACCUGUCAUCCUUAAAAAAAGAACCAGCAUUGAUGAAGACUGGGUAUUUCUGUGCCAGAAUGAAGACAAGCAAACACAAGAGAUCAUGGCCACCUACUGGGGAUUGUUUGAUGGCCACGGUGGACCCACAGCUGCAAUCCAGGCAUCGAAACACUUGCACCACUGCAUCAAAGAUCAGCUGGAGGACAUCUUUGACAUCAUCGGCAACCCUACCGCCGCCUCGCCCCCGAUGCGUCUGGGAGAACAGAAUGGCAACGGGAGUCAGACCAGUUAUUCAAAGGAGAAAAAGAUCUGCGUGGAGAGCGUGGUGAAAGGAGCUUUGGAAAUUGCCUUCAAAAAAUGCGACGAGCAGAUCGGAGUCUACCUGGCAUCACAUAACCAAACCGGAGGGUGCACGGCCCUCGUUGUUCUUCACUUUCAGGGAAAGUUCUUUGUGGCCAGCGCUGGAGACAGUAGAGCAAUUGUGGUGCAGAAGAAUGAUGUUCUACCUCUUUCCAACGAGUUCACGGCUAUCACCGAGAGACAAAGGAUUCAACAUCUGGCAUUCCUGAAGCCCGAAUUACUUGGUGAAGAGUUUUCAAGAUACGAGUUUCCUCGCAGAGUGAAAAGAAAUGACGUUGGAAAGAAGAUCCUGUACAGGGAUUACUUCAUGUCUGGCUGGGGGUAUAAAACUGCAGAGGAAGAUGAUCUCAAAUAUCCUGUUGUGCAUGGAGAUGGUAGACAGACUCGAGUGAUGGGGACAAUCGCCGUCACACGUGGACUAGGAGACCAUAAGUUGAUGGUUCAUGACACUGAUCUCUGCAUAAAACCAUUUUUAUCUUGUAUUCCUGAGGUGACGGUCUUUGAUCUAGAACAAGAAGAGUUUGGACUGAACGAUGUCCUCAUAAUGGCUACUGAUGGACUAUGGGAUGUCAUGUCUAAUAAGGAUGUAGCAGAUGCCGUAAAGAAUUUUUUGGAAGACCAGAAACACGAGGCACGCAGGUACACAAUGCUGGCCCAGUAUCUUGUAGUUAAGGCAAGAGGCUUUCCAUUUAACAAUAACUGGACACUAGAAGAUGGCAGCUUUGCCUCAUAUGAUGACAUAUCAGUAUUUGUGAUACCACUGCAUAACCAAGGAGGCACAGCAUAACUUUUGACAUGAGAAGAUCUACAAGAUAUUCAACAUUGGAAAAAACACUGGAAAUCAGCAUGAGAAAAACUACCUCCUUGCCCCAGCAAGGCUGCCUAGAUUGUGCACUCAAUCAGGAUUGCACGGUGGCGCAGAGGUAGAGUUGCUGCCUUACAGCGAAUGCAGCGUGGAGACCCGGGUUCAACCCCGACUACGGGUGCCGUCUUGUAGUUUGUACAUUCUCCCUGUGGCCGCGUGGGUUUUCGCCGUUAUCUUCAGUUUGCUCCCACACUCCAAGGACGUACAGGGUUGUUGGUUAAUUGGCUUGGCAAAUGUAAAAAUUGUCCCUAGUGGGUGUAAAAUAGUGUUAAUAUGCAGGGAUCGCUGGUCGGCACAGACCCGGUGGGCCAAAGGGCCUGUUCCUGUGCUGUAUCUCGAAAACUAAAUUGCUUUCCCUCAUCAACAAUGAUUCGUAAGAAUUAACGCCAUGACUCAUCCAUUGUUUUUGCUGUCAAAAACAAAUGGUGCUGUUACUGUAAUGAGUUGAGUCGAAAACAUAUCAAGAUACACCACGUUUAUUAAAUCUACUUACAGCAAGGAUCUGCAGGACAUUACAUUUCCGAGCAACUACCGGAUACUAACUAGCGUAGGCAAGCUCUUGAAAAUAUAAAGCACAUACUGGGCGGAGUCACUACUAACAAGCACUAUAAUUGGCUAGUAUGAAAUAGAUACAUCUCAUGAGCUCUUGAUAACCAUUUUAAGUGUAGGUUUGGCAUGAGAAUCCAGUCGAUUGUCUUCCUAACUACAAUAUCAUGUGCGAUGCAAGUAUCAAAUAAGGGAUUUUUUUAAAUCAAAAAUUCAAAUUAUCAAAUGGCAUUAUUUUUUAACUAAUUGUUAAAUCUUGGUAUUAAGAGAAAGCAAUUUGAUAAUGUUUUUAGCCAUGGUUAGUUUAAGCCCUUGCUGAUGUCUGAACAGAGUGAAUGUGAGUUUGAAUUAUGGUAGUCAUACCAAGCUUACAAUUAUUAAUUACUGUGCAACAGCAGGUGAAUUCCAGAUUCACUCUGGAAUAGUCAGUAUAUGCAGGAAGCUGCUUCGAAUCUAGAUGUAAAUACAGUGGAAAGAUUUUAAUUCAUCUACACAUCACACCAGCUGAAAUUGCUGCCUACAUACCAACACCAUUUAUAACCAUAAUAUACAAGUGUUAUGUUUGAUCUUUUCCAGAGAUGACAUGUUGUAAUUUAUUGUACAAUUACAUUUUUUUUAAUUUUUGAGAGGUGGUAAGAGAGUAAUUUGUCUUUAGGAUGUUUGUUAAGACUUAAAUAUUUAACCAUCUGUCUGUCUGGUUGUUCUGCAUGGUUUUGAUGUGAGGUUUUGUCUUGCGCUACACCCAAGAAGCACCUUAAGAUGCACUUCUAUCAUUGGUUUGCAAGGCUGUGCUUUUGGUAGCAGAGCAGCUUAUUUUACCAGUAAAAGCCUCUGCUGUAAGACCAUGACAUAUAAGCAGAAUUAGGCCAUUUGGCCCAUUGAUUGAAGGGGAGGUGUUUGUGUCCAAAUUUAGCUCAAUAACAAAGAGUGAUUUUCACAUCAAAUGCAAACAGCCUUCCAGUCGCCAAGUCUGGCAGAACCAAGGUCCUUGGCUUUUCAUGGUAGAUACUGAUUUAAUCUUGAGGGGAACAAGGGGACAACUGUGCUGUGGACAUUGCAGAUUACCAGCACCUGUAGCCUAGACAACUGCAUCAAGAGUGAUGUCGUCAAGCUGGAAAGUGUGCAGAGAUUUGAGGAUGUUGCCAGGAGUCGAGGGCCUAAGCUGUAGGGAGAGGCUAGCAGGCUAGGAUGUCAUUCCUUGGAGUGCAGGAGGAUAAGGCAUAAUCUUAUAGGUGUACAAAAUCAAGCGAGGAAUAUAUUGAGUAAAAGCAGACAUUUUGCCUAGCGUUGGGGAAUCUAGGAAGGGUGGUAGGUGUAUGGAACGAGCUGCUGGAGUAGGAUGGAUAGGAUAAGUUUAGAGGGAAAUGGGCUAAAUGUUGGCAUGUGGGACUAAUGAUGGGGCAUGUUGGGUCACGUGGAGAGAAACAUGACAAUUAAUCUAGAGAAAUCCAAUGUAUUUAGGAGGUAAAACAAGGCAGUCUUACUCCCUAGCUUCUUCAAUAUGGCACAACUUCAGCAUACUUACCAACUUGUUGCAUUAAAACAGUACAUACCUUUUGUUGCCGUCUCUUAGAAGCAUGGCAUAAGUGAAAAUUAAGAUCACAGAUUUAAAAAAUAUUGAUUUCCUUAAAAUGAAAUUGUGUUACAGUCAUGGAAAGAUACAGUACUUUAGAUUUAGUUCACCAAUAUUUUACUAAUAGAUUUCUAAAUUCAACAUUGAUCGAUACAUUUAACACCACCUACCAAAACCAAGCCAAAUCAACAUCCUCAGUAGAAUUCUACUCGGGGAAUGGUAUGCAUUGUUGAAUAAAAAACUUGUAGAAAUCCUGUUGCAGAAUUAAAUAUUUGCAACUGCAGUUCCUAAGCAAGUGGAAAGCAUACAUGUUGCAAUUGAUUUUAAUACCUUAUGGUAUAUAAAGUUUAUGCACAGACCUUGGGAGAGAAAUUCUCCAUGUUUUAAAUGUACAACAAACAAUUUAAUAUGUAUCUUGAUAAAUGGAUUUAAAUGCAAGAUGAAAAUCUGGACAGAUAGCACUCGUACUGAUAAACUAAAUGUUUGCCAAGUUUAAUUUUACCAGUUACAGUGAAACAUCUGUCUUCUAUACAUCAGCAAUAUACAGCAUUAUACAGUUGUUUUAAUGCAACAGUCCCACACCAAAUGAAGACAAUUUCAGCAUAUUCAUCAAGUCACAAUAGUUGCUCAUUAAAACUUCCCUUACUUAUUAGCAAAGGCAUUUUCCUUUUCUUGAAACUCUUUUAAAGCACAUAGUCUUGGGAUCGACAGUAGAAAGUGACCCAAUUCAGUCAAGAACAAUAACUUGGCCAAAACACCAAAGGACGACGUGACUCCUACCAUUUCCUUACUGCAACUUGGGAAGACCAGGAUCCAUGCUGACAAUAAAUCUAUAUUCAACAGCACAAGCAUUGCGUGCUCAUACUCUACAAAACAAAUUUCAUUUGGAACUAAAAUAUUAACAGCAUGUAGGAAACUAAACUAAUAUACAAAAGAAACUCCUACAUAAGCUAUCAAAAUGUAAAGAUUUGGCUCUUACAAAAUGCCCCUUUGAGAUUUUGGCACAUUAAUUUCAUUGUAUUGUAGUGUAUUGGAAGAGCAUGCAGAAUAUAACACGUGUCAAAAUCAUCAUCCUGUGUUUCCAGACAGUACCAGGACCCAAAUGAGGCAGUACCUUUGGAUAUUGAAAUUUGCACAGCUCUGAUCACUAUUAUAUCAAUCAGUGAUAUGGAAGGGUGUUCUAAAAUAAUUCCUAAUCUAUGUAGGGAAUUAUGUUCAAUCAAUAUGAAUAACACCCAUUGAAGCCAUUUAUGAUACACCAGGUCAAAAGCAGAUGUCGUUUGCAAACUCGAGCAAAGCAUUGUAUCCUGCCGACGUCUAAAUUUGACAUAUCCCCUCCACCCCGGGAUUAGACCAGGAGAUAUUUUUCCACACAUCUUUACAUAUUCUACUCCUCCCUUGAUAUUGAUAUUAACAUCAAUUACAGCACUACUGAUGUAUUAUUUUUUAGAAUAUUUGAAUAGUGCAAGGAACUGCAGAUGCUGGAGCAAAAGGGGCUGUUAUCUUCUGGACGACAAUACAGUAGUGUUCCCUGACUGGGCAACACUGCGGAAUAGAUAAAGACAUUUUUCUGAAGAUAUUUUUUGUUUGGGCAUGGAGAAAAGAGGAGAGAUAUGGCGCGGGAGUGCGAUACAAGAAAUAGCUGUUUAACCAUAAGUAGUUAUACUUUACAUAUCACUGAAUAAAGAUCCAGUUUUCAAA